AUUAUUUUUGUGUAACCAAAAAAAAUUAUUUUUUAAUAGAAAAACAUGUUUGUUUUAUGAUUAUAUAUUAAUUUUAACAUGUAUGUGAAAGAUAUUCGAAAAGAAUUCUACGAUAUUAUAACGGGUGAACGAUGUGUGAUAUUCGUCAAUUUCGAUUUAGAUGCAAUAUGCGCCUGUAAAAUACUUCAAACUUUAUUCAAAUGUGAUAAUAUUGUAUACACAAUAAUUCCAAUCAAAGGAGUAACAGAUUUUAAAAAAGCCUAUGCUGAAAAUUGUUCUGAAGUUGAAUAUUUUAUUUUGUUAAAUUGUGGUGGAACAGUGGAUAUUUUAGAAGUUCUAGAGCCGGAUGAACGUAUUACUUUUUUUAUAAUUGAUUCUCAUCGACCAAUUGAUGUUUGUAAUAUUUAUAGUAAUAAACAAAUUUGUGUGAUUAGUGAAUCGUUGGAAGAUGUUCCUGAUUUCGAUGAUAUUUUUCGAGAUGAUUCCGAUGAGGAAGAUGAAGAACACUCAGAUCCUGAUGAACAUAAUUCCGAUGCCGAUGCCGAUGAAGAUGAUACUGAAGAUCCAAACUCAAAACGACAACGUUUGAUAGAAGAAAAAAUCACUAAACGGCGUACGAAACGAUUAUGGGAAGAAAACCGUGAUAAAUUAAUGUUUGAAUAUUCGCAAUUCAGUUACUACGGUAAAUCGAUCGCAAUUAUUUUAUUCGAAUUAGCGUGGCGAAUGUCAAAAGAUAAUAGUGAUUUAUUAUGGUGGGCCAUAGUUGGUAUUACCGAACAAUUGAUAUUUAAUAAAAUUGAAAAUCAAGAUUAUGUGCUGGCAUGUCAAACGUUACAGGAACAUGUGUCACGUUUAACGCGCGCACGUAACGAACAAAAUGUUUAUAAUCAUUUAAAAAUUACGUAUGAAAAAGAUUUACGUUUAGCGUUGUAUCGUCAUUGGACUGUUGAGUCUAGUUUAAAAUAUUCAGUGUAUACAUCCUGUCAGCUACGUUUAUGGACGUUGCGAGGUGAAGCGAGAUUGUUUGAAUUAUUGGCUGAUAUGGGAUUACCAUUAGCUCAAACAAAACAGAAUUUUAAUGCAAUGGAUUUAGUUUUACGUAAAGAAUUUAAUGAAUCAAUUGAAAAAUAUGCACAAAAAUAUGCGAUUGAUAAUAUUACAUAUGGUUCUUUUGUUUUACAAUAUGGUUAUCGAAUGAAAUAUUGUGCUAGUGAUUUUGUUUACUCAAUUUUAGGUGUUUUAGAAACGACUGGUAAAGAACGGAAUGCCGAUGACUGUUUUUUAGAUGCAAUGGAUUUUGUUUCAAGUUUUAAAAAAGAUUCACUUGAUUGUGGAAUUGAAAAAGCGAAAAAAAUUCUUAGUACAAUUUUUAAACUUGUUCAAUAUACGUUAGAUAUGAGAUUAGUUUAUGUAGCUGGACCAUUUAUUUAUUUAGAAUUUCAAGAGGGCAAUUCAGAUGUUAGUAUAUUUUCACAGCCGCAUUGUUUAUCACUGCUGGCACAUUUCACACUUAAUGCUUAUGUAGCAAUAUCUAGAAGUAAGAAAACUCUCACAUUACCAUUAAUAUGUACGGGUCCUAUGGAUCCAGAAACCCAUUAUUGUGUUAUGGUUGGUAUACCACCAAUUUCAGAGGAUUCACCAAAAAACUUUUUUGGUAAAGCUUUUGAAAAAGCUGCAGCUAAUUCUCAAACAAAAAUCGAUCUCGACUAUUUUGAUACAUCAGUUGUACGUAUUUUAGCUGAAGAUCGUUCCAAGUUUGUUGAUGCUCUUAUAGCUUUAUUAUCGUAAUAAGUUUAUUUUUAGGUAACA
Messenger RNA from Chrysoperla carnea, 1809 nucleotides. It is a transcript of the gene Cdc45, whose product is annotated as cell division control protein 45 homolog. The record is from RefSeq and is a predicted model, not a curated record. NCBI's taxonomy places the organism in Eukaryota, Metazoa, Arthropoda, Insecta, Neuroptera, Chrysopidae. Gene Ontology annotation, molecular function: single-stranded DNA binding; chromatin binding; DNA replication origin binding. The coding region runs from base 79 to 1788 and encodes 569 amino acids. Gene Ontology annotation, cellular component: DNA replication preinitiation complex. The transcript is spliced from 8 exons. Gene Ontology annotation, biological process: double-strand break repair via break-induced replication; DNA replication initiation; mitotic DNA replication preinitiation complex assembly.